Clonostachys solani is the source of this 873-nucleotide messenger RNA. Lineage: Eukaryota; Fungi; Ascomycota; Sordariomycetes; Hypocreales; Bionectriaceae. The record is from the annotation of a GenBank genome assembly.
AUGGCUGAGCCGUUUAGUAGGAAAGCCAUUGCCAAGGCAUUCUUCGGCCUCGAUAUCUCCGACGCCGAACCUUGCGUUAGAAGUCGACACCCGCAGGCUAAGGCGCUGAUCCAAUCGAAGCAGAAAUCCUUACUACUCGACUUACCAGUCGAAAUUCGACUUAAAAUAUAUGACCUGCUUCUCGUUAGCCGGUUCAACCGCUGGGACAACCCAUCCUGGUCAGUUGGAAACACUUAUCAGAAGUUGGUUAUGCUGGACUUCAUCCAAGCUCGACAGUACCGAACGAUGGAGCCAGCUGUACUACAGACGUGCAAGCAGAUUUAUCUUGAGGCGGCCCCGAUAAUUUACUCGCGAAACGUAUUCCGCUUCAACCAUCCGGACUUGAUGUUGCGGCUCAUAGUUCAGAUUGGGUAUACGAACACGAAGCUGAUUCAAUCUCUGGAUAUCUACGUACCCCCGAACGCCGACAAGGGUUCUUGGUUGAAUCUACUCCGUAUCCUCCCCGAAGCCACUACGGGUAUAAAGAGUGUGGUGGUGAGAUGGUGGGGUGAGGGCGUCGACAAGACCUGGGAACGAAGCCUGGGAAAGGACAUAGCUAUUGCUCAGGCCUUAGCAGGGCUAUCGAAAUUGGGCGUGGAGAAGCUUAGGAUAGAGGGAUACUACGCUAAGCCUUGGCCUGCAUACUUCAGAGACAAGUUCGGGGCGCUAGCGGUUGAAGAUGAAGACGGUCGUCCACGCCUACCUAAAGAUGACGAUGAUGAUUGGAUGCGUAAGCUGGACGAAGAUACUUUGGAGGAUUUCAGAAGAUAUCAGAACGGAACAGAUCUGCUGAAUCCAUGGGAGAAAGAAACCGGUGAUGCAGAAUUUCUAUAA